AAACUACAUGCAGUCCCUCCUCUGUACCUGGUUACCAAUUUCAUUCUUAAAAAGCAAACAAAACAACACGAAAAUUCCCAGGUUCUGAGAAAAAGAACAAAAAUGAUGGUGUUGGCGAAUUCUGGUACGGGGCUUAGGAAACAGGUUUUUCCCGUAGAUUACGAAACAGAGAUUUCGCAGCGUCUCGUAGACGCUGCUCACUACGGUGACACAGACGCUGCGUUCGAAUGCAUCGCGAAUCCCUUGGUGGACGUUAACUUCGUCGGAACGGUGUCGUUUAAGUCCAAAACGACGGAGAUCGUGCUGCAGGACGAGUCGCCUCACAGAGUUAACUCGGCGUACGAGGAGUUCAAGACCGAGCUCACUGCUCUGUUUUUGGCUGCGCACACAGGGAAUUUGUCACUCCUCCGGAAGCUUCUGAAUGUUGGAGCAAAUGUAAAUAUGAGAUUGUUCCGGGGCUAUGCCACAACAGCAUCAGUGAGAGAAGGGCAUCUAAAAAUAUUGGAGGUCCUUAUCAAUGCUGGGGCGUCACAACUUGCAUGCGAGGAGGCUUUAAUGGAAGCAAGUUACUUGGGGAGGGCCAGGUUUGCUGAACUACUCAUGCAGUCCAACAUGGUUCGUCCUCAGGUAGCAGUUCAUGCUCUUGUCUCUGCAUGUUGCAGAGGCUUCGUUGAGGUUAUUGAUGUACUCAUCAAGCAUGGAGUGGAUGCCAAUGCAAUCGAUAGGAUUUUGCUUCAAUCUUCAAAACCAUUUCUUCACGCUAGUGUUGAUUGCAAUGCAUUAUUCGCCGCUGUGGUCAGCAGGCAGAUUAAUGUAGUUGGAUUACUGUUGCAGGUUGGCGUAAGGCUUGAUAUCAAGGUCAAACUUGGGGCCUGGUCGUGGGACACGGAUACAGGAGAAGAAUUUCGUGUGGGUGUUGGGCUAGCUGAGCCUUAUCCAAUCACAUGGUGUGCUGUGGAGUAUUUUGAAUCCACUGGUGCUAUAUUGCACAUGCUUCUCUGCCAGCUCUCGCCUAAUAGCUUGCACACUGGGAGGAGUCUCUUGCACCAUGCUAUCAUUUGUAACAAUGAAAAAGCUGUAAAUAUACUUCUAAAGAACGGUGCUGAUGCAGAAGUGGUAGUGCAAACCACAGAAGAAACCAAUGAACACCCUAUUCACAUGGCUGCACGGCUCGGGUCAUGUAACAUUCUUCAGUGCCUGAUUAAUGGUGGUUGUAACUUGGACUCUCAAACAAAAUGUGGAGACACAGCAUUGAUGAUCUGUGCAAGGUACAAACAUGAGAAGUGCCUUGGAGUCCUAGUAUCAGCAGGUGCUGAUUUGGGUAUGGUAAAUUCAUCUGGUCACUGUGCAACUUCAAUUGCAAACUGUGUUCAGUGGACUAAAGUCUUCCAGAGAGCAAUCUUGGAUGUAAUCAGAGCCGGGAAGGUUGUUAAAUCAAGCAACACCUCUAGAUUUUCCGCUUUGUUAUUUGUAACUCGUGCAAAUGAUAUAGAGGGUUUGAAGAAACUCAUUGAAAAUAAUAACAUCGAUCUAGAUGAGCAAAAUGCAAAUGGAUUUUCAGCUGCUAUGAUAGCUGCUGUAGGGGGCAAUGUGGAGGCUUUCAAGUUACUUCUUUAUGCUGGGGCUGAUGUGACUAAUCUUAAAAACAAGUAUGGUUUGACAGCCCUUAACCUCAUAGAUAUUAGCCAAAAUGGUGAAGUGUUCCACAAGGUGAUGCUUGAAUAUGCACUUAAAAAGGGAGGCAAUGGUUCGAUUGAGGUGAAUCCUCUCCACCGUGCAGCUUGCUAUGGGGACAUAAACAUUGCUCACAACCUACUAAAAGAAGGGUAUGAUGUCAAUGCUUUUGAUGGUCAAGGAUAUACCCCUUUGAUGUUAGCAGCAAGAGGAUGCCGCGGCGAGAUGUGUGAGCUUUUGAUCUCUUAUGGAGCUAAAUGUGAUAUUCAGAAUGAGAGGCACGAGACAGCACUUUUACUUGCAAGAGAAAAUGGAGCACGAAAUGAUGCAGAACGCGUGAUAUUGGAUGAGGUAGCUCGAAAACUAGUCUUGCGUGGUGGUCGUGUUAAAAAACAUACAAAGUGUGGUAAAGGUUCACCUCAUGGUAAGUUACUAGUGAUGAUUGGAGCUGCUGGAAUCUUACGUUGGGGGAAAUCUAGUAAGAGAAACGUGAUUUGUAAAGAGGCUGAGGUUGGACCAAGUGCGAAAUUUCGAUGGAAUCGCAGGAGGAAGUUUGAUGUUGAUGAGCCAGGAAUGUUCCAUGUGGUCACUACAAAAAAUAAGCAGGUACAUUUUGUGUGUGAAGGUGGGGUUGAAAUGGCUGAAUUAUGGGUAAGGGGGAUUAGAUUAGCAACUAGAGAAGCCAUUUUUGGUCAAAGAGCUGAUGAAGUUUGAAGGGACCAUGGUUAGAAAAAACAUAUAUAGAGAAGAUUGUUACUUAGUCGUAGAAGUACUUGUAUUCUUGGUAAUACAUAUCGAUUUCAGUUUUUUAGAUGUAUUAGUUUUGACUAGACGUAUUUCUCUCAAAAAAGAAAAAGUUUUGACCAGA
Molecule: messenger RNA, 2542 nt
Organism: Glycine soja
Lineage: Eukaryota; Viridiplantae; Streptophyta; Magnoliopsida; Fabales; Fabaceae
Product: ankyrin-1-like
Exons: 4
Coding region: 103-2388 (761 amino acids)
Molecular function (GO): protein binding
Source: RefSeq, a predicted model, not a curated record